UUUUCGACCUUCCUCUCCGAGGUCGUGAUGGAGGGCGGAGAGCGAGGUUGGAUCGGAGACGGCCGCAUCAGACAUUGGUGCAGUGUUGGCCGAAAGUGAAGAGGGUCAGAAAAUUGCGCAUGCAUACAGACUGGAUGGGGGAAGCUGGCGUCCCUUUAUAUGCUGCCUCUAAGACCGAGACAGACGCAGCAUCCCUGGACGGCUCAAUCGUGGCGUUUGCAGCGUUGAAAUAUAAUGGGCCUUGUCUGCUCAACUUGGCCCUAUCAAACGCCCGGUCGCCUCUGCACCUUCUCCUCCUCUCCAAUACUGGCUGAAUGGCCUUCGCUGUGACUUGCAGACAUGCAGCCGUCCACCUACUAGUCACUAACUGCAGGAAACCACUCCUGUUCAUGCGAACACCGGUUCGUGCGUCGAUGCAUUAGUGUGGAAUCUCACCUACCGCCGCUCGUCCGAAGCGAUCCAUGCUUGCCAACCGAGCCCGCCCUACCCUCCUCUUGUCAGCUGCCCGUCCUCCUCUUCUCUCCCCCUUUGGCCUACCAUCUAUCCCAGGCAAUGGCUGCAUCAAGUCAGGCAGCAACAUGAAGGACAGCACAGAAAAAAGCAUGAGGCCGAUCCUGCCGGCGGCGCCCAGCUGUCCUUGAUAUGAUGGCGGUGCUCUUGCUCGACAGCCUUCUCGCCGCCAUGUCUUCCCAUCCCUGCUGCGCGUUCGGCGACGCAUUCCAAAAUGGAGGGUUACGACCACUUGUCCUCGAACAUGGCCCAAUAUUCUGAAUUUGCCAUCUUCCGGACAUUCAAGAUCCUGAACUACCGCGCGUUACUGUUCAAGCAGGCUGAACUGGCUGAAAAAGAGGCCCGACUCAUCCUCGCGAUCAAAGAAGAUCGAAACUCCGGCGACCCUGAACGACAGCGGUUCGCCUUCAGCUUUGGAGCGAUGCUCAAUUCCACGAGCGACUCUGACGGCUCAAAAGUACAGAGGGGGCUGAUGCGGGAGAUUUGUCGUCUCCUCCCAGAAUACAGCACGUGGUUUUUGUUGACCUCCUUCAAACCAGCCCGUUGCUUUUUGGGGUCGCUGCUGACUUUUUCCGGUUGCUGUGGUGCUUGAAGAUGACUUGCUCCUCCAAACCCGCAAACUCUACGACCUGCCUGCCGUCCACCAGCCGAGCCUCGCGUGCCUCCGAGAGGCGCUGAUGACCCCUCCCGG
Molecule: messenger RNA, 1201 nt
Organism: Cladophialophora immunda
Lineage: Eukaryota; Fungi; Ascomycota; Eurotiomycetes; Chaetothyriales; Herpotrichiellaceae
Exons: 2
Coding region: 725-1102 (125 amino acids)
Source: RefSeq, a predicted model, not a curated record